UGAGAGGUAUCGUGUUGAAGAAAAUCAGUGUGUUAGAAGCUGCAGGAGACCUAAACACAGUCACCAUGAAGCUGGGCUGUGUCCUCAUGGCUGGGGCCUUCUACUUUUCUCCUGUUAUGCUCUGGGCAGCCCAGAUGCUACUGGUCACAGCAUCAUUUUCUGGUUCUUCUCGGACCAUUCCCUCCUCAGCUGCCAGUUUUGAGGCGCUCCAGUGCGAAGGACCUGUCAGCACCCAGGAGAGCAGCUGCCACACUGAGGAUGACUUGACGGACCCAAGGGAAGUCGACUUCCAGGUCAAGGGCUACACUUUCAGUGAACCCUUCCAUCUGAUUGUGUCCUACGACUGGCUGAUCCUCCAAAGUCCAUCCUGGCCUAUAUUUGAAGGAGACCCUCUGGUUCUGCUCUGCCAGGCCUGGCAAGACUGGCCACUGACCCAGGUCACCUUUUACCAAGAUGGCUCAGCCCUGGGUCCCCCUGGACCUAACAAGGAAUUCUCCAUCGCCGUGGUGCAAAAGGCAGACAGUGGACACUACCACUGCAGUGCUAUCUUCAGGAGCCCUGGUCCUGGGAGCCCAGAAACGGCAUCUCCCGUGGCUAUCACAGUUCAAGAACUGUUUCGAGCCCCGGUUCUCAGAGCCACACCCUCAGCUGAACCCCAAGAGGGAAGCCCGGUAACCCUGAGCUGUCAGACAAAGCUGCCCCUGCAGAGGUCAGCUGCCCGCCUCCUCUUUUCCUUCUACAAGGACAGCAGGACAGUGCGCAGUAGGGGCCCUUCCUCAGAAUUCCAGAUCCCCACUGCUUCAGAGGCACACUCUGGGUCCUACUGGUGUGAAGCAGCCACUGAGGACAACCAAGUUUGGAAACAGAGCCCCAAGCUGGAGAUCAGGGUGCAGGGUCCCUCCAGCUCUGCUGCACCCCCCACCUUGAAUCCAGCUCCUCAGAAAUCAGCUGCUCCAGAAACUACUUCUACGGAGCCCCCUGGGCCUCUGCCUCCACUGCCCACCCCUUCUUCUAAGGAUCUGGGCUCCUCUUCUCCUCUGCAGUUCCCAGAUCCCCAUCUGCAUCACCAGAUGGGUGUUCUCCUCAAACAAAUGCAGGAUAUGAGGGUCAUCCUUGGUCACCUGGUCAUGGAGCUGAGGGAAUUGUCUGGCCACCUGAAGCUUGAGACCACAAAGGGUCCUGCCAAAUAUGAGUAAACGAUUCACCUGCCGUGUUGCUCAACUACCCCCAAUAAAUCCAACUCUUUCUAUUUUUCCUCUUUCUGUUCCAUACUUAAGCAUAAGUAGUCUUACAAGUUGCCCAGUGUUUUGUUAGAGUAACAGGGAUAGGUGAGUAUAAAUAAAUGUGUACAAAGUGAUAAUUGGAAUUUAGCUAUAAUUGUAUAUUUUCCCUUAACAUGACAACAUAUUCCUGCUCUAUCUAGACCAGGAGUUGCCUUCUGUUGCCCAGACCAGAAUCUGGUGAUUGAAAGAGAAGCAAUGAGAUGAUAGAUUUAAUGCAGCAAUCUCAACCAAGGGCAAUCCCUCCCCACCCUAGGGGACAUUUGGCAACGUCUGGAGAAAUUUUUGAUUGUUACAUUGAGGGGAGGGUGUGCUACUGGUGUCUAGUGAGUAGAAGCCGGGGAUGCUGCUAAACAUCCUAUAAUACACAGAACAGCCUUCCACAACAAAGGAUUAUCUGGCCCAAAAUGUCAAUAGUGCUGAGGUUGGGAAACCCCAGCCUAACGGAGGUGUUGGACUCUGGGAUGGACCUUUGCUUCUUCUACUUAUUCUCUCCUCCUAGCCUUAUUCAGCAAAUAUUAAUUACUGGUAUUUUGUUGGCCUCUGCUACAUACCCAAGUUGAUGCUAUGUUAAGUAUACCCAUAAGACAGUGUCUCUGUCUAUAGAAAGUUUACAGUUUGGGAUGGAGGGGCAGUGAUACUCCUACCCAUUAAACAAUUAAAGCAGGGUAUAUAAAAAUUUCCCAUAGGAUCCUACUGGACUCAGAAACAUGUGAUCGAGUAGAACAAUGCCAGAUCAGCAAUUAUUUGAUGUAAUCCAUCUCUGAAAUAUUUUUCUUUAAAAAUAUACAUAAAUCUAUUUUGGUACCAUA
This is a messenger RNA of Physeter macrocephalus (sperm whale), 2092 nucleotides long. Its product is annotated as Fc receptor-like A. Gene Ontology annotation, biological process: cell surface receptor signaling pathway. The transcript is spliced from 5 exons. Gene Ontology annotation, molecular function: transmembrane signaling receptor activity. Gene Ontology annotation, cellular component: plasma membrane. NCBI's taxonomy places the organism in Eukaryota, Metazoa, Chordata, Mammalia, Artiodactyla, Physeteridae. The record is from RefSeq and is a predicted model, not a curated record. Bases 66 to 1196 code for a protein of 376 amino acids.